GCGGAGGGUGUCGAUGCGGAGUGCCAAAGGCAGAUUCACGAGCUGCAGCCAGGCUCUCGCAUCAUUUGGCUUGAUUGGAAACAGAACGUGACAAUGCCGAUUUGUCACGUCGAAACAGGUGAUGCUUCCUGGGCGCAGGCUCGCGCGGAGUGCUCGAUAUUGGGCAUCAUCGUCUACACCGGCAGAGCCAAUCAAAAACCUCUCAAGAAGUGCAUUCUCUACAUCUCCGACAUCAUUGAUCACACCGCUCUCGCGGCAGGUUUGCAGCUCGUCGACCCUGGUCGCACGUUGCAGGAUGACGAGGAACCGCACCAGACAGAGCAGCAAACAUGA
Symbiodinium pilosum is the source of this 333-nucleotide messenger RNA. The record is from the annotation of a GenBank genome assembly. NCBI's taxonomy places the organism in Eukaryota, Dinophyceae, Suessiales, Symbiodiniaceae.